GAGGAGCAGCGCAGAUGAUCAAGGAGCUACAAGGAGAAACGUUCUUCCUCUGCUCAAGUCCAGUGAAAAGAAGCGAAGAAGCAGCAAAAAAGAGAGAUGGCAGCCCAGACUCAGCAGCCUCACCUGCACCUGGCCGAGCUCACUGCAGCCCAGUUCAUCGACAUCUGGAAACAUUUUGAUGCAGACGGAAAUGGUUACAUUGAAGGCAAAGAGCUGGAAAACUUCAUCAGAGAGCUGGAGACGGCCAGACGAGGAGCAGGCAUGGAUCCCUCGCAUGCCGUAAUCAAGGAAAAGAUGCGGGAGUUCAUGGCCAGUUUCGACAAGAAUUCUGACGGAAGGAUUGAGAUGGCAGAGUUGGCUCAGCUUCUGCCCACAGAAGAAAACUUCCUGCUUUGUUUCAGAGAGUUUGUGGGAUCCAGUGCUGAGUUCAUGGCGGCCUGGCGGAGGUACGACACUGACCGCAGUGGAUACAUAGAAUCGAAUGAACUGAAGGGUUUCCUGACAGACCUUCUGAAAAAAGCUAACAGAAGCUAUGAUGACAAGAAGCUCCAUGAGUACACACAGACUAUUCUAACAAUGUUUGAUCUGAAUGGCGAUGGGAAGCUGGGUCUCUCUGAGAUGGCGAGACUCCUACCAGUACAGGAAAACUUUUUGCUGAAGUUCCAGGGCAUCAGGCUCACCGUCAAGGAAUUUGACUCACUCUUCACACUCUAUGAUAAGGAUGGUAAUGGCUACAUCGACGAGCAGGAGCUGGAUACUUUGCUGAAGGAUCUCUGUGACAAGAACAAAAUGGAUACGGAUGUAACAGGACUGUCGGGCUAUAAGAAGAGCAUCAUGGCGCUGUCGGAUGGAGGGAAACUAUUUCGCGCCGAGCUGGAGAUCGUCCUCUGUCGGGACUCUACACUGUGAGACUCCGGCCCUUUUCCCUGGCCCCACUACCUCCUUCCUACCUCCUGUGCAUGUAUGACCUUUAACCCCGCUUACACUGGUAGAGAGAAAACAAAAAGUGCUCCUGAAAGCACUGGCCCUGACAUUUCAACUUUUUUUUUUAAACAUAACAUAAAAAUCCAUAGUGAAAUAGUCCUAGCAAUCAAAUAUAUUGUGUACUUUCCCAUUUUAAAAUGCAUUUACAGUUUUACAUUAAUCCACAUGUGUCAAAGAAGGGCUGAGACACUGCAAGUGUUCUUUCCAACCAGUUUCUCCAGCAGGUGAUUAAAUUGAUGAGCCCCUUCCCUCAAAUUGAUCUUAAAAUCACCUGGAAAGAAAACCUGCAGUGUCUCGUCCCUCCAUGGCAUGAGUUGACACCCCUUGCAUUAAUCCAACUAUAACUUUUGUUCAUGUAUUCUAUUUAUUUUACUUCAAUUCAUGGCGGUAUUGUUUUUUUCAUGAGGCUUGUACUGUUCUAUUAAAUAUAUUGCAGAGAGAAUGAAUAAAUAUAACAUAACAGA
Messenger RNA from Doryrhamphus excisus (bluestripe pipefish), 1448 nucleotides. RefSeq names its product calretinin-like. Gene Ontology annotation, biological process: regulation of long-term synaptic potentiation; regulation of presynaptic cytosolic calcium ion concentration. The record is from RefSeq and is a predicted model, not a curated record. Gene Ontology annotation, cellular component: terminal bouton; cytosol; nucleus. NCBI's taxonomy places the organism in Eukaryota, Metazoa, Chordata, Actinopteri, Syngnathiformes, Syngnathidae. Gene Ontology annotation, molecular function: calcium ion binding.